AUGUCUUCUAAGAAGCAGAAAAGAGAUUCUACAUCUGGUGCAUCAACCCGCAAUUGCUCGAUUGCUACAUCGCUUGUUGAUUCCCGACCAUCGCCACUCAGGUUAGAGGGUCUAAUAAUUCUGUACUUGGUGCAUUCCACCCCGUUGGAUCAGAGCUUAGAAGAUCAAAUGGUGGAGCUGAGUUGUAGCAGAGAUGAAUUCUCAUCAGUAACAUUAGUUCAUGACGUAGAGACUUACUUUGAGGUUGAAAUGGCUGCAAUGACACUUGUUCGUUGGGGGUAUGCCUAA
Molecule: messenger RNA, 288 nt
Organism: Lactuca virosa
Lineage: Eukaryota; Viridiplantae; Streptophyta; Magnoliopsida; Asterales; Asteraceae
Source: the annotation of a GenBank genome assembly